Molecule: messenger RNA, 1873 nt
Organism: Phoenix dactylifera (date palm)
Lineage: Eukaryota; Viridiplantae; Streptophyta; Magnoliopsida; Arecales; Arecaceae
Product: Josephin family protein
Biological process (GO): protein deubiquitination
Cellular component (GO): nucleus
Molecular function (GO): cysteine-type deubiquitinase activity
Source: RefSeq, a predicted model, not a curated record
CUAGACUAGACACGGAGAAGGAUUCGUGUUUCUUUUCCUGAAAGGGAAGGAGUAGCUAAAGCUAAAAAAAAAUAGAAAUAAGGAAGGAGUAGCAUACUGUGGGCUCGUCAGUUCCAAGAAUUUAUUAUUUCCUUCAGCAUCGCCAUCUCAUUCGCUCGCUUCCGAUAUCUCGCUCGUAUUUAUAACUGUCCCCUCUUGCUCCAAUUACUUACCCUGACCCUGCCUUUCAGAGAUUUCUAGGGUUUCUUCGGCGAUCAAAUAUUUAGAGCCAGAUAGAGAGAGGAGGAGGGUUUCUUCGUCUAGAACUCUAGCUUUCCAGGGCUGGGUAGGAAUGGAAGGCCCGAGCAAUGGCGGACUGCUGUACCACGAGGUCCAGGAGUCGAAGCUCUGCGCCGUCCACUGCGUCAACACCGUCUUGCAGGGCCCCUUCUUCUCCGAGCUCGACCUCGCCGCCCUAGCCUCCGAUCUCGAUCAGCGUGAGCGCCAGGUGAUGCUCGAAGGCGGCGGCACCGGCGUCUUAGGGGACUUCUUGGCCGAGGAUUCCCAUAAUGUAUCCAUGGACGGAGAUUUCAGCAUCCAGGUUUUAGAGAAAGCUCUGGAGGUGUGGGAUCUACAAGUUAUCCCCCUUGACUCCCCAAUUGCAGAACCAUCAAAGUGUGACCCUGAGCUGGAGAAUGCCUUUAUAUGUCACUUGCAUGACCAUUGGUUCUGCAUUCGGAAGGUUAAUGGAGAGUGGUACAAUUUCAAUAGUCUUUACCCAGCUCCCGAGCAUCUCUCAAAGUUCUACCUCUCAGCUUACCUGGAUUCUCUCAAGGGCAGUGGCUGGAGCAUUUUUCUAGCUAGGGGCAAUUUCCCCAAAGAGUGCCCGAUACCAUCAUCUGAGGCAUCUAAUUCAUAUGGGCAAUGGCUAACUCCAGAAGAUGCUGAGAGGAUAACAAAAUCAUGCAAUCAAAUGCAGGUCCCUGCACAGGGAGCAGAUAAAUUACUGCCUUCUUAUUCUACAGAGUUUGCUGAUGAAGCGGAUAUGAUUGCAAAGCAGGAGGAGGAAGAUCUGAAUGCUGCAAUUGCUGCUAGCUUAAUGGAACCUUCUGCCUCUGGCACUGAAAAUGUUCAAACUAAGGGCAACUCAGUCGAUUCUGUGGCAGAGAGCCCCGAACAUGGUGCGGCCAACAAUAACAAUGUGAUGGAUCCUGAUACAGGUGCAUGCAACAGUGAUUUGCCAGAGUCUACCUCAGUUGUUACAGGAACUCACAUUUCCAAGGAUGGCAAGGCCGAGUGAGAUCAGGAGUAGCCAAAGAGGGUGUUCUCAUAUGGAUCUUUACUGCUCUUACUAUGGCCAUUUUGUUUUCGGCAUGCAGAGUUCUAAAAUAUUCAAGUUACUCACAUUCCGUCACAUAGAAAACCAUUACAUUUACAUGUUGCUGGAAUUUAAAGAGCUCAGCUUUGCUUUUGGACAUCUCUAUUUUAUGAAAUGUUGGAAUACAAAUUUUAAAUGGUUCUGAUGCUGGAGUUUUAGUUCUGGCUGGCUUGUCUACAAUUUAUGGCCUUGGCAUUUUUGUCUGAUGGAUUAUGCCAUGAAUAUGAAGAACCAGAAACAGAGAUAUGGUUAAGUAGCUAUCCAAACAAAGGCUUGUGGUGCUUGCGAGGUGAGGCUGCAGGAGCACGCAGCAACGUUCGCACCUGAGUUUUUGCAUGAUGGGGUUCCACGUCAUAUUAUUCUUUAAAGGAAAUAAUAAUCUCAACCACCAAAGUUCAAAUUGGUACUAUUUCUUAGUGCGUCUCAUGAUGCCCGGCUGUAAUUUGCUUGCUCAGUUCAUUGUGAAAAUGAUACAGUUGCAUGGGAACAUCAAAUAUCAAAAUUUAGUAACUCAUU